AUUUAUUUCAAAUACGUGGAGGCUGCAAAAGCAAAUCCCCAAAUAUAUAAAUUAACCAAUAUUACUAUAAUAAUCAGCAAUAUUGUAAUAAAACAAUGGGAUUGUGUAAGUGCCCUAAAAAACAAGUAACCAAUCAAUUUUGUUUCGAACACAGGGUGUGCGUUUGUGAAAAUUGUAUGGUCACAAAUCACCCAAUUUGUGUGGUACAAUCAUAUCUGCAAUGGCUGCAAGACAGCGACUAUAAUUCAAUUUGCGAACUUUGUUCGAAAGACUUAAAUGUGGAGGACAGUAUAAGAUUAACUUGUUAUCAUGUUUUCCACUGGUCUUGUCUCGACCAUUAUUCGAGGCAACUGCCGCCAACCACAGCUCCUAGAGGCUACACUUGCCCUUCUUGCAAGAGUCCUUUAUUUCCAGCCUCGAAUUUAAUUAGUCCUGUUGCUGAUGUUUUGAAGGAAAAAUUAGCAGGGGUUAAUUGGGCACGGGCUGGCUUAGGAUUACCAUUGUUAUCAGAAGAAAGAGAAGUAAAAUCAGUCCUAGUAAAUCACAUACAUACGCCAGUAUCUCCUCAAACUGCUCGGUCCACCCCAAGUCCAUCGCAUUCUGUAGUAAAUUUAGACGACCACGGAGCCUUUCAUAGAAUAGACAACUAUCAUGGAAUAUCUUCAAAUAGAAAAACUUUCCAGGACAUCAGGGAAGUGAAAUCCACACGGUUUGAUCACGACGAUGAUAAAUACAAGAGAAGGCCUGUGACCGAAUUGGUGGGCACCUGGUGGAAGAUUACUUUUGGUGCUCCUCUACGAGCAAGAGGAGGCAGAUCUAAAUUCAGAAAGUACUGCAUGUUUGGCACCUUAAUUAUUUUUAUUGUGUUGGCUUUUUUAUUUUUAAUGGCUCGCCUUGGACGUUAUUCAACUGAAAAUGAUCCUAAUUUUGAAGCUGUAAAUAAUCCGUUUGUCAAGGUGGAAGAAUCCCAUCAAUAAUCUACAUACUUAUAAGAUUAAAUUUAAUAUUUUAAAACUGUAUAUUAUUAUUUGUAUAAUUUUAAGAAAUAUUAUUAUAAUAAAAGUAAUUGUAUUAUUUUUGGCUCAAGUUUCAUUGAGAGCUUCCUCUGAAAUAACUAGUAAGAAUUUUAACCUAAAUAAACCACUAGACUCAUUAUGCUACAAUCGUAAAUCUUCCAAAAAUAUAUUUUUUGAAUCGAUGAAUGUAUCAUCAGUGUUGAGUUAGUAUCAAAUAAAUUGUGAAAUUUCAUUAUCCCCAUGAGAUAAAUAUUUAUGCUGCAUGAACAAAACAGUAAAGAGAUUUUGAAUGUUUUUCUUUGUAGUUGUUAAUCAUAGCAGGUUGUGAAAAUAAUGUUCAGAAAAAUUUGUUUGUGGUUAUAAGAAUGUUAAAAUUGUGAAGACUAAACUAAACUCAUUGAAAAUAAAUAUGUGAAGAUUUUUCUUAUUGAAUUUAAAGUUCAAAAGCAUAAUUAGGUACCUACUUAUUCAAUGCAAAAGCUCAA
Messenger RNA from Ceutorhynchus assimilis (cabbage seed weevil), 1501 nucleotides. The record is from the annotation of a GenBank genome assembly. Lineage: Eukaryota; Metazoa; Arthropoda; Insecta; Coleoptera; Curculionidae.